Pocillopora meandrina is the source of this 2150-nucleotide messenger RNA. Lineage: Eukaryota; Metazoa; Cnidaria; Anthozoa; Scleractinia; Pocilloporidae. The record is from the annotation of a GenBank genome assembly.
AAAUGAGAACGAAAACGAAAAUGCAAUUCUCAGUGGGCUUCGUAGUUCUUUCUUGUUGUGCAGCAGUUUUGCGAGUGAGUAAGCUCGUUUGAAGUCACUAGUUUAGAUGCUCAGAUACUUUUCAAUUUCAAAAUUCUGAAUACCAUUAUCAUGCAAAAACGAAUUUCACAACGUAUGAAACAGUGAGUCUCGAGCCUGAAGAACAAUUCAAAAGUCAGAUAUUUUUUUCCAAAACAAUCAAGUCUAUGCAUUAAGAUUACAAAAAAUGAUCAAGCCAACUUAUACCGGAGACAAAAGUAAUGUCAUUUCAUUGAAAACCUGAUAAACCAUUGGAAAAGUGCGUUCAACCGGGAAGGCCGAUUUCAAAUCUCUGUUCUUUAUGAACACGAGCCAUCAAACAGCUGAAUUUUUACGGUCUAGUCACAAGAACUGAGAUAUUUUGUGACUUUCCUGGUAAACAUUCCAUUUUCAAGUAUUUUAUUUCUUUUUUUAUUAGUUUCAUUCCACACAGGGGAAGAAAAGAUCAUUCGAAGUACUGAUCAAACAUCAAAGCAAAAUGUUCAAGGAGGUUGUGGAAAUCGAUGUUAAAGGGAAAACGGAAACAUUUCACGUUCCAUUGCAAGGUGACCUCGAAGCAGCGGAAAUCAUUAAUGAUUUUCGUAAGGUAAGCCACUGCCCAGAUAUGACAUCGAAAUCAGUAAAAUAGAAAUAGAGCUCAUUUUUGGUUGAGUGUCAUAUAGGAAAACUAAAGAAAUCACAAUGACCAAUCAGAAGGAAGUUGAAUGUCACGUGACCGAUGACAACUCACAGUAAAAACAACUUAACUACUUAAAGCACGGAAAAACGCGAUUGAAUGAGAUUGAAUUUAGUUGUGCGCUUGAUUGGUCAAGAGGUAAACUAAACGACCGAUUAAAUAUUUUAAGAACUUACGAAGUUACCUCGAGCGCUUCAUUCCUCUGGUAAACCCAUUUGGGCACGUUUUCUCUGACGAAGAUUUACAGUGACUUGUUCCUUUCAGGUAUUUCCUGAUAUAAGUUGGCAAAAGAACUCAAGAUGAUUGUUGGCCUAAUAAUUUCUAAAACGGUUUUAUGUGUUUCAGAAAUUGAUGAUGAUCAGCUUACCACAGAAACAAAUGUGCUUUUUGACAAAGCUCACUGGCAGAGUGCCACGCCCUACCAAGAUGGCCAAAUCCUUUAGAAAGGUGACAUACUCACUAUGAUUAUUUUCUGGCUUAUACCAAGUGAAAAAAUCGAAGAAAAAAAUUACUUGUGUCACACUGAAAAUUCUCCUUUCUCCAGGCAACAAUGGAUGGUAAGGAAUUUCCAUUGGAGAAAUUGACAAUUACCAUGGAAACUAAAGAGUUGAUAUAUGACCUGGGUGAUCUUAGCUACGCCAUGAAGAAAAUGUGUGAAGGUUUUCCUAUUUACCACAGCGAGCCUGCUAAAGAUACCAUUUCCAUCUCAGCAGUUGCUGGUGAAGGUAAAUGAAAAAUCAUAUAACUAUAAAGAAUUAAUCUGGAGACUUGUAAGUCAGUCUUGAUACUGAAAGAUAAGCCUUUUUAAUUGGGUGGAAGGCAUCAGUCAGUCUGCUGGACGCCUAUGAGUUCAGCUCAUAGUCAAAUAAAUAGAGUAGAUAGUCAGUCAGUCAGUCAGGCAACCAGGCAAUCCGUCAAUCAGUCAAUAUACUAGUCCACCAAUCAACCAACUGAACAAUCAAUGGAUUAGUCAGCCAGCCACACCAUCAUUAAAAAUGUAAGUUACUCAACCAGCCAGUUGGACUGUUUGUCAGUUUUGAUUACUGAGUACCUCGCUCAAUGUUUAAGCUAGUCAAUCACAGAAACUGACCAAUGGUUGGUCAACAAAUCCCAUUUGCUCUCUCUCAACUUUGUAAUAGUUAAAGCUUUGCAAAACAAAAUUAAUUUGUAUUGGUCUUCACCAUGAUUACUGUAUGUUAAUGGUUGCAAUAUGUUUCAGACAGGAUUUCAGGUGACAAUGGAAAGCCUAUUCAUCGGCGUUCUUGCUCCAGCUCUGUUUGUUCCACCUAUCAAUAUUGUUACUUGACCUGUGCCUCAUCAACAUGCAUGGUGUGCAAAGAAAUGCAAACUUGCAUGCCUAUUGAUUGUUAAGUGUUAUUUUAAGUUUAAAAACCUC